Molecule: messenger RNA, 512 nt
Organism: Dermacentor albipictus
Lineage: Eukaryota; Metazoa; Arthropoda; Arachnida; Ixodida; Ixodidae
Source: RefSeq, a predicted model, not a curated record
AUCGCGACUGUGCAAGUCGUUGGUUUUUCAGUCUACGCAUACGCAUCAACAGCACCAGCAUGUCCGGACGCGGCAAAGGUGGCAAGGCGAAGGGCAAGAGCAAGACGCGUUCCAGCCGCGCGGGUCUCCAGUUCCCCGUGGGCCGUAUCCACCGUCUCCUGCGCAAGGGAAACUACGCCGAGCGCGUCGGAGCGGGCGCUCCCGUCUACCUCGCGGCCGUCCUCGAGUACCUGGCUGCCGAAGUGCUCGAGCUCGCUGGCAAUGCGGCUCGUGACAACAAGAAGACCAGGAUCAUCCCCCGCCACCUGCAGCUCGCCAUCCGCAACGACGAGGAGCUGAACAAGCUGCUCUCCGGCGUGACGAUCGCGCAGGGCGGCGUCUUGCCCAACAUCCAAGCUGUGCUUCUCCCAAAGAAGACCGAGCAGAAUGCAUUCGGCUUUCCGACACUCCAGAAGGACGUGGAGGACGGUGAGCCUCUCCCCGCAUCUACCACAGGUUGGAGGAUCGUGUAG